UGUUAAUUCAUAUGUCUAUAGCCUAUUGUAUUAAGCAGGUGGAAGGAAAUUCAAAUUAAACAAUUAUGGGAGGUCAUGGAGGUCUUAACAUCCUUCCUCAGAAGCGGUGGAAUGUAUACAAUUAUGAGAAUAGAGAAAAAGUUCGGCGAGAUGAAGAAGCCGUCGCUAUACAAGAGCAAUUAAACCGUGAACAGUCAAGAAAGCGCGACGCUGAGUUUCGCCUUGAGCGGCUUCGGACUGCUCGCAGUUUGCGUCCUGUAAAUAAAUCAGAAGCAAACCCAAGGACGGGGCGGGAGUCGGACUCAGAGCUUGCUCAAUCAGAAUCAAAGUCCAACCACAUUAAUCUCUUUGAAGGGAUAAAGAUUUUUGACCCAAUUAAGGGAUUGGAGAAAGAAGGGGAUGCUGAGAGAGACGGAUCUAGAAGGAAGAAGAUGAAGAAAGAGGAAGUGAGGAUUGUUACUGCGGAGGAGGAGAAGUAUAAGUUUGGUUAUGGGGUUGCCGGAAAAGGAGUUAAGUUGCCCUGGUACCUCGAGAAACAUAGUGAUGAUGUGAAUAAGGAGAAGGAUGAAGAUGAUGGGUCCAUGAGAGGGAAGAAGGAGGGUAAGAAGAGUGGCAAGAAGACAUUGCAAGAACUAAGAGAGGAAAGAUUGAAAAGGGAGAAGCAAGAGCAAGAGAGCGCACGGGCAUUGCUGGAGAAUAAGCUGGGAGAUAGAUCUGUUUUUAGGAUUCUCAGGAGGUGAAUUUUUUAUAUUAAUGGAUUUUGCCUCAUUUAAAUUUGGUCUUUCUUCAAAUUUAAAAAUUUGCUAGCAUAAAUUUUGGCCUCUUGGUCAGCAUAUUACUUUGAUUGUUUA
Messenger RNA from Manihot esculenta (cassava), 851 nucleotides. Its product is annotated as leukocyte receptor cluster member 1. The transcript has a single exon. Lineage: Eukaryota; Viridiplantae; Streptophyta; Magnoliopsida; Malpighiales; Euphorbiaceae. The coding region runs from base 66 to 740 and encodes 224 amino acids. The record is from RefSeq and is a predicted model, not a curated record.